This is a messenger RNA of Salmo salar (Atlantic salmon), 5313 nucleotides long. Lineage: Eukaryota; Metazoa; Chordata; Actinopteri; Salmoniformes; Salmonidae. The record is from RefSeq and is a predicted model, not a curated record.
ACCCCCACCACCUCGUCACUACCUCCCAGUUAGAGGAAGUUCACUCCACUUCACUAUUCUCUCUGUCAGAUCCUGCAGCAGCACGUUGAACACUGAGCCAGUGUGUCGGAAAUUAAACGCCUCAGGCAACCUUUUGUGUAUCGCUGGAAAGAGGAACCUUUCUGGCAGGGAAAAGACACCAGGCCGUGGCCCCACCAUGCAUGUGAGACAUGACCAACAAGGCAGCCUGGGAUAGCUCGAGCAUCCCCCCGAGCAGCAUGGAGCCUAUGGGCAACUGCGCCCAAUUGGCCUCAGAGUCGGACAUCUACCGCAGUGUCCAGGCCGUGCUCAGGGAACUGGAGAGCCAACACCCCUCCUCUAUGCUCAAUAAAGGGAUGCUAAGAUGGACGCUGCACAAGAAGGUUCGGAACAAUCCUGCCAACAGUCUCAUUCUGGUGAGAGUCAUCGUCAAGGAGCUGGAAAGGGCUGAGAGGGUAGACUGUCGGACACACAUCAUCCCCCUGCUCCACACACUCAUCUAUGCUGUCAUCCAGUCUGCAUAUCUUCCUGACGACCUGUACAAGCGGGUGUAUGACUUCUGUAAGAGGCUACUUACCCUCCCUCAGCCCUACUGUACUGUAGGCCUCAGCUACACCAGACGCAUGAAGACAGAACGCUACACACCAGGAGUGCUGUAUCAGAGGAUGGUGGUUGCAGAGCAGAGCCUGAAGAAUGACUACCAUCCCUUUCAGGAGAGGGUGUUUGUGUUCGCCGAUCCGGCGGUCUUCUCCGGCCCCCACGGUGAGGUGCUGAGGGGGGACAUCGAGGCCUCGGGGUCAGGGGGGUAUCUGAAUCCCCUUGACCACAUGCGGAGUGUGGUCCAACACUCCAUCCAGGCUGCUCUAGGAGAGGAGCUGUGCCACGGUCCUAAACUGGCACAGGCACUGAAGGAAAUUGGCCAGGACGUGGAGCCGUACUUCCAGGAAGUGGUGGCCAGUCUGGAGCAGAGUGUGGAGGAGGGCAGUAAGGGGGAAGGGGUGCUGCUGAGGGGGAGACUGGGACAACUCUACAGAGAGAUCCUCACCCAUACUGACACAUCAGUUUGGGCUCUUCCUGGUUUAGACACAUUGUCCUCCGGUGGUGGGGGAUGCCUGUGUGACCUGCCGCUUCCCAAUCCGGAGAUGAGCUUCCACUUGUGGAGGGAGGAUGAGGAGAUCUGGCGCGAGCUGGCCAAGUGCGUGCGCUCCAGCUCCAUGUCGUCGGAACACUUCUGCCUCACCCAGGACCAGGAGACCGACUUUGACCUCGCCGACCUCCCCGCCGACCUCACUUCCUCCUCCGCCAUGCCCCGCCACUCCGUGAUGUCCACCGACAGCGGCAUCGAGAGGGACCUUCCCCCUGGGGUUGAGCCUUCAGUGGUGGAACCCUCUGGUGGUUCGGAGGAGGGGGAGGCCAGGUUAACCCGACGAGGAGGCAUCAAGAUGAGGCCGUCAGUCACAGAUAAUAUGGCCCUGAUGCAGGACGCUCUGGAGGAGAGCGGGAGUGUGGCCGGGGGAGGCGGAGGAGGGGGGACACUUCAUAGGAAGGCGGGGUGCAGCGGGACCCCCUCAUUCUCCAAGCAGCAGAGGCACUUCACGGCACGGAUCGUGGUGAUGGGGGACGACAGGGUGCUGGGGAAGCUGGCUAAGGCCUUCUACUUUCUCCGGAAAAGGGAAGCGCGUCGUCUCUUUUUGACGAUGAAAGUCAACUUCCAGUUUUACUACAUCCCUGUCUGUGAGGAUCCCAGUCCCACCUGUCCUGUCAAAGAAAGCCCCUCCCCAACCCGGGAAAGCCCCUGUGCCCUGGGUUCCUACUUGGGAAUGGUGGAUCCAUGGUACGACUGCAACAUCAACAGUCUGGGUUCCAUGAUCCCCAAGCUGGCCAAAAUGCAGUCCAACAGCAGCAAGCAGGCAGAGCCUAACCCCUUCCUGUCUGAUGUCAUUUCCUACUACGUGCGGACCGGACUGCAGCCUGUUUACUUCACCAUCUAUUCUGUCAAGAUCUGCUUCUCCAACCUGACCAAGGACCUAGUGGAGGACGUGUUUCUCUCCCACUUAGAGCUGGACUUCCCCGAGUUCAAACAGUCUCCAACUACUUUGAAAGCCACGACCAUCAAGCAGAAGAAGAACACAGGAGACGUAUGUGGUGCUGUCGUCUCUGUCAACUACAAAAAGGUGUCGUUGAGUGGUAGAGACGUAGAUAAGGGUAUGUCAGUGAGGACUUCAGGUGUUCAGAUUAGUGCCAUUCCCUCCAAUGAAACUGAAGAUCUGAACUGUCUUACAGUAGCUUUCAACGAAACUAAAGCCAAGAACUCCAUGGAGGCCAAGAUCCGUACCUGUAACGUCAAGAUCAGAACCCUGGAGAUGAAAACCUUCAUUGUGACCCUGGACAAAGACUCUAGGAGGACCUUCAAAGACGUACAGAGCAUAGAGAUCGCCCCCUGUCUUGAUCCUGGAUACUGUGUCCAGAAGACCAUGCGGUCCAAGUUCAGUUUGGGGGAAGUGGAGAGGGACGCUGGCCUCAGCAAGUACAUGAACAAAGGACUUCCUCUACCAAUCAAUACCUUCGCUGGUAUCAUCAACUGACUGAUCCCACAACCAUCUGGAUGGACUCUACUGUACAGAGAGUGAAACAUUGAGACCAUCCACAUUGUAUGAAGAUCAGGGAUGCACUCAGUACUCACAACGGGGCCUCAGUGUGCCUUGAGGGGAUGUGGAAAGAGAACCUGGGUGGCAGCUAAGGGUAACCCACGGUUAUUUACCUGGUGUAGCCUUGACAAGAAAACUAGUUGAGUUUGACAAAUGUUAGAUUUGUCAACAAACAAAUUCAUUUGCCAUGGGUAUUGGAUCUCGUUCCAGUUUCUGCUUGUGACAGUUAUCAUAUACUGUGCCCAUGGGCAUGUCUCUGACUGACAGCAUAGUCAAAGAACAAUAUUGCCUCUAAAAUUGACAAUUUUAUGAGAGUGAAGCUGAGGUGGUAUUAGCUCCUAGGUAGGCUUUAGCUCAGAGGACUAACAUAAACUUGACAACCUGGGUUCAAAAUCUGGUCCGUCAGAAGAGUAGCCCACCCUCCCAAUCAUCUAACCUAAGGGAAGACUUAUCCAUCCCUUGAUGUCAGGGUUGGGGCAAAUUCCAUUUCAAUUCAGUAAAGUUAUGGAGUAUCCUGAAAUUCCCAUAGGAAUUGACUAAAUUUAAAUGGAAUUGACCCCAACCCUGCAUGCCAUGUAAACACACUACCUGCUGCUCUUUGAAUUCCGACACUGAAUAACCCUGGUAGGGUCAUUUUCAUUACUAAACUUGGCAGAAGAACAACUUAAAGAUAGUUUGAUGUCUUGGUGAGCUAACAACAGAAGCUCUUGAAGCAGUCACUUGUUGGAUUAACCAGUUCUUUAAAAAAAACAGGUUCCAUUUAAAGGUGCAUAUAGCUCUCUGAGCUCGUCUAAGUUCUUGUGAGUUAGCAAUAAAGGUUUGAAUGCACUGUGCACAAGCCUUCAGUAAAAACAUGACACAAAAGAACAGGCACCUAUUUUAAGAUCUCUAAAGAACAUGUUGCAUGACAGGAAACUGACUGGGGGGGGUUUAACUAUCUGGUGGCUUUCUGCUUAUGACUUUGUUCUGUAUGCUAUACUAACAAGAGGUGCAAUAUCCAGUGUGGUUGACUAUUACCAUGCUAGGAGGUCUAUGCUAAAAUGAAAGUUAAACUCUGAGCCCUUCGCUUGUUUCAAAUGAAUUUAUCACAACUAACUUGAAGGUGAUGGAACACAGUCACCGCUGUAAGAUAUUGGCUGGUUUACAAUAAAUCAUGAGGUGAUGGGGACCAGUUAUCAUAUAUGCACCCAUAAAAAGUAUGUAGAUGACAAAAAUACAGACAUACAGACAGAGAGAGAAAGACACUGACUGACUGAAUGACCGAGAGGCCACAUCUAUAAAAGCCACUGUCAUAAUACUAUAAUACUUAAAGAGUUCUGAUCGCCAGCUAGUAUGUUUGUAACGCAUCAUCAAUCAUCAAUAGACCUUUUUGCACAGUUGUCAAUUUUUUUUAUGUUCUGUAUGUAAGACUAAUCAAUGGAGUAUGGUGUCAUUGCAAUUACUUGUUUAAUAGUAGUGUAAAUACAUGUAUUUUAUAUAAUUACUGUAUAUUUUAUAUAAAAAAAUGUGAUUUUUGACUUUUUCUGAAAUGAAAUAUAAAUGAGCUGAUUAUUUUAUUCUUAAAGGGAUAGUUCACCCAAAUUACAAAAUGACAUUGGUUUCCUUACCCUGUAAGCAAGAAGUCUAUGGACAAGGUAUGACAGAAAUACAUGGACAAGGUAUGACAUAAAUACAUGUUUGGUUUAGUUUCCCUGGCACUGUUCCACUGCUAACAUUUUAGCAUUUAUGGCACAAGUAUGUGUGUAUAUAUAUAUAUAUAUAUAUUCUGAUAUUAGCAUUUUUCCCCAUCAUGUUCAAAUCCUCUAGAAGGGACUUUGUUGAGCUUCACAAUACAUUUGAGAUACUUUUAGAUGAUUUGGACUGGAUGCGUGAAAAAUCCUAGUAACGGUACCAUGACUUGAAUGGGAUUUGUGCCACAAAUGUUAAAACGGUGCCAGGGGAAUAAAACUAAAGCAUGGAUUGCUGUCCUACCUUGUCCGUAGACUGCUUAUGCUGCGUUCAAGACAACUCAUAAACUCCAAACCUCAGAGUUAAAAUGUGUGUACGUUUUUUGUGUAGAGCUUCCUAUUGGUUGAUUCUAAUACUUUCCAAGUGGGAAACUCUGACCUCAUCUUUCUACAACGAGUUUCCAAGUUGGACAUUUCAGAGUUUCCUAGUUCUGAGUUUUCUUGAACGCAGCGUUACAGUGUAAGGAAACCAAUUUGUAAUUUUGUAAUUUGGGUGAACUAUUCCUUUAAGUACAUUGCUGUUGAAUAAGAGGGAUACUGUGGGGGGGAAUGUAUGUAGUACCACCGGUAAACGUUAGGUGGCGCCAUGGUCUAAUAUAAAAGUAUAUCUUCGAGUUUACAGUACAAUAGGUAUUGAAAACAUCAUCAGCCUUGGUUUGAACACCGCAAGCUCAAACAACGGCAAGAGCGUGACAACAUCAGCACGUUGUAGAAGCGUUUUUACCCAAUUCUCUGCCAUGCAGCUUGGUACUUAAUGAAAGACUGUGCGCAUAGACUGCUCCAGUUGUCUUUUCUUGUCAGUUUUCCUUCGGUUUCCAAGACCACCAUUGUAUUUGUUUGACAGCGCAUCCUUGACCAGUUUGGAAUCGAACCCACUGUUGAAAGAUGGAAAAAGAAAAUAAACAUGGAUCAUCACAUCA